CUGGGCGGGGCCGGGGCUGCGCAGUCAUGAUCACUGCCGAGGCCUCGGCGGACUCCGCUGUCCCGUCGGUGCCCGGUGCUGCGGUGGCUACCGGUGUCCCGGAGCGCGAGGAGCCAGCGUGGCCCUGGAAAGAUGCCCCGAUCCGGACGCUGGUGCAGCGCAUCCACCAGUUGCAAGCUGAGCGCGCGCAGGCCUUCCGCCGGCUGGAGGAAGGCCACCUCCAGUACCAGCGAAGCGGUCCGCCCUACGACUUCCCGCGCUACCGGAGCACGGUGCACGAGGUGACCCAGGCCUUCGCCGCCGCCUCGCGGGAGGUGCUGGCGGUGGAGGCCGAGCUGGCCGGGCCCAGAGGGCAGCCGCUGCUCGCGAGCCAUGUGCGCAGCCUGCAACAGCUGGAGCAGACGCGCCUGGCCACGGUGGCUCUGCUGCAGCUGAUGGGGGCACCAGAGCUGUCUGAGCAGGAGAACACUCUGGAGAUGCGCCAGCUGAAGAUGAAGGUAAUUAAAACCAUGGAAGCGAUCAGCGAGGUUCUUCAGGACCUUAGAUUUGAUGCAGAAUCUGUCGAGUGAUGGAGGCUCCCCAGGGACACGCCGAGGGAUACAGAAAAUGGGGUGAAUGGCACCCAGCCCACCCCUGGACUGUCAGCUCACUGGGGGUCACACGCCACCGGGUUGCUGACCACCCUUGAGUUUGCUGUGACUCCCACAAUAAAGGACCUUUCAUUUC
Messenger RNA from Lontra canadensis (Northern American river otter), 726 nucleotides. It is a transcript of the gene REX1BD, whose product is annotated as required for excision 1-B domain containing. Bases 27 to 569 code for a protein of 180 amino acids. NCBI's taxonomy places the organism in Eukaryota, Metazoa, Chordata, Mammalia, Carnivora, Mustelidae. The transcript is spliced from 5 exons. The record is from RefSeq and is a predicted model, not a curated record.